AUUGUGGCCCUUAUAAUGAUAACGACUACUAUGAUAGUCGUGGCAGUGGUCAUGAAGAUUAUGGUUAUGGUGGCGGUGGUGGUGGUGGUGGUGGUGGUCGUCAUCAUUUAGGUGGUGGUAGUGGUGGUGGUCGUCAUCAUUUUGGUGGUGGUCAUCAUUUAGGUAUGGGUGGCGGUCGUGGUCGUCGACCUUACCGUCCCUUAGAGACACACAAUAGUGAUUAUCAACCACGAUAUGGUGGUCCACCACCUCGACGACAUCCUCGACCCUAUUAUCUACCUCCAGGACAUCCACGACAUCAUCAACCUAUGUCUCAGUUGGAAUAUUUUAGCAAAUUAAAAUCCGGUUCUGACGACAGCUGCCGGUGUGGUCUCAUAACGGGUCGUCUGUGCGGCCAUCAAGUGGUUCAGUCGGACCGGGAGGCCAAAGCUCGUCGCACUGAACCCUAUCUGAAAGGCGAUUGCGAGACAAACGGUUUGUAUGAAUGCCAUCAAUCGGGCGCUGAGGCCGUACUCGUGAAAAAGUGCCGCAACUGUUACUCUGAGGGCAAUUCAGUACAGUGUCAGUCAUAUCAUUAAAAAAAUGAAAAUAAUAUAUUUAUUAUUAAUUUUAUAAUUUAAAAAAAA
Oppia nitens is the source of this 626-nucleotide messenger RNA. RefSeq lists its product as uncharacterized. The record is from RefSeq and is a predicted model, not a curated record. The coding region runs from base 165 to 578 and encodes 137 amino acids. Lineage: Eukaryota; Metazoa; Arthropoda; Arachnida; Sarcoptiformes; Oppiidae. The transcript has 2 exons.